GCCGCCGCGGCCCGCAGGGUGAGAGAGACAUGUGGACCGGCGGCGAGGAGGCUCCCUGGACGGAGUCCCAGUCUCCCCCUCCCGCCCCCGCUGCGACCCCUGCCUCGGCCGACGGCCGCGCCAUUAAAGAAACCUUGAGUCACCGUAACCCAGAGCGGCAGAGCAGAAAGAGGCUUUGGAGUCAGUUGAUUCUGUACUCUGCACUUAUUAGCUGGAUGAUUUUGGACGAAAUAUGUAAUUUCUGUGGAUAUCAUUUUCCUCGCUACCAGGCCUGUUACAUAACUGAGCUCCAGAACCGUUUGACAGUCUCCAGGAACAUUAUAAUAAUCUAUGUAUGGAAAAGUCCCAGAAAAUUAAUCCUUUUAUAUUGCACAUACUCCAAGAAGUGGAUGAAGAAAUUAAAAAUGGGUUGGAAAGAAUCACAUUAAACAUUGCUGGUAACAGUCGCUUAACACCAGUAGAAAGAGUAACAGGUGAAGAUUUUUGGAUUCUUUACAGAAUUUUAAAGAAGAAUCCAUAUAUUACUGGUUUGGAUGUUAGAUAUAACCUCCUAAGUGAUGUUGGCGCAUACUAUGCUGCAAGACUGCUUCAGAAACAACCUUAUCUCAUUUACUUAAACCUUAUGUUCAAUGAUAUUGGCCCAGAAGGUGGAGAAUUGAUUGCUAAAGCACUGCAUAAGAAUAAAAUUCUGAAACACCUAAAAAUGACCGGAAACAAGAUUGAAAAUAAAGGUGGAAUGUGUUUUGCUGCAAUGCUACAAAUUAAUUCAUCCUUAGAGAAAUUAGAUCUGGGCGACUGUGACCUGGGAAUGCAAAGUGUGAUAGCAUUUGCUACAGUUCUAACUCAGAACCAAACAAUUAAGGGAAUAAACCUAAACCGACCUUUACUGUAUGGUGAACAGGAGGAGUCUACAGUUCAUCUAGGCCACAUGUUGAAAGAAAAUCACUGCCUUGUUGAACUACACAUGUGUAAGCAUCAGAUAAAAACUGAUGGCAUAAGACAGUUAUGUGACGCCCUGUAUCUCAACAGGAGCCUCCGCUACCUUGAUGUCAGCUGCAAUAAAAUAACUCAUGAUGGAAUGGUGUAUUUGGCUGAUGUGCUGAAAAGCAAUACUACCCUGGAAGUAAUAGAUCUUUCUUUUAACAGAAUAGAAAAUGCAGGAGCAAACUAUCUCAGUGAAACUCUUGCUUCACACAACAGGAGUCUUAAAGCAUUGUCGGUGGUCAGCAACAACAUAGAGGGAGAAGGACUUGUUGCACUUUCACAAUCAAUGAAAACAAAUCCCACUUUCUCUAAUAUCUACAUUUGGGGAAACAAAUUUGAUGAGGCUACAUGCGUGGCAUAUUCAGACUUAAUUCAAACGGGCCGUCUAAAACCAGACAAUACAGAUGUGGAGCCAUUUGUGGUGGAUGGACGUGUGUAUCUUGCAGAGGUCUCCAAUGGCCUUAAAAAGCAUUAUUACUGGACACCAACUUAUGGAGGAGCUUGCAGCGACUCGUCUAAUGCAGGUUUUACUCUUGUGCCAGUAGGUCAACAUCUAUGAAAAACAAGCUCUAAAAUGAUUUUCACAUAUUUGUCUUACUACUUUCACAGAGGUUAAUAUUUUACUUCUUAUUAAAUUUUUCUUUCAUAAAUUAGGACAAGUUACUUUUGUCAGAUGUGUUAAAAGAUAUGAUGACUAUAUUAAAUGUUAUAUAACUGUCCAUUGUGAAAAACUGAGUAACUUUUUAAAAGAAAUUUUACAAAAUGGAGACUAAAAUUUCAACCCUGGAGAAAGAAAUCAAGGAACUAAACUUAUUUCUUUUUAUAAGGAAAA
Messenger RNA from Equus caballus (horse), 1816 nucleotides. RefSeq names its product leucine rich repeat containing 34 (gene LRRC34). The record is from RefSeq and is a predicted model, not a curated record. NCBI's taxonomy places the organism in Eukaryota, Metazoa, Chordata, Mammalia, Perissodactyla, Equidae. Gene Ontology annotation, molecular function: protein binding.